AUGAGUGAGAGAGACAUACAAAGCCUGAGCAAAUGGGUUUUCGUGCUCACUCUCUGCCUUACCACGCUGUGGGGAAGACUGACGCUGGCCUCCACCCAUCACAGAAGCCAUUCAGUGCACGUAGAGCCCGGCACGUGCGAAGUCAUUGCAGCUCACAGGUGCUGCAAUAAGAACAAGAUCGAGGAGCGCUCCCAGACGGUGAAAUGCUCCUGCUUCCCAGGGCAGGUGGUGGGGACGACGCGGGCGGCUCCCUCCUGCGUGGAUGCCUCCAUCGUGCUGCAGAAGUGGUGGUGCCAGAUGGAGCCCUGCCUCGACGGGGAGGAGUGCAAGGUGCUGCCCGACCUCUCGGGCUGGAGCUGCAGCAGCGGCAACAAAGUGAAGACAACCAAGGUAUGUCCCCUGGCGGGGUCACGCGAUAGCCUCCGUGCGGCUCGGCGGCGGCUGACGGGCCUCGGCGCGGGUCCCGGUGCUCUGCAGGGCGGUGAGCGGCGGGACGUGGCCCGGCGGGUACCGGAUCAGAGCAUCCCCUGA
Charadrius vociferus (killdeer) is the source of this 531-nucleotide messenger RNA. It is a transcript of the gene TAFA3, whose product is annotated as family with sequence similarity 19 (chemokine (C-C motif)-like), member A3. Gene Ontology annotation, molecular function: receptor ligand activity. Lineage: Eukaryota; Metazoa; Chordata; Aves; Charadriiformes; Charadriidae. Bases 1 to 531 code for a protein of 176 amino acids. The transcript has 4 exons. The record is from RefSeq and is a predicted model, not a curated record.